AUGGGAUACGCCCCAAAGUUCCGCCGUAUCAAGGCGGAACUGGACGGGGCCUUUCCGAGGGAGCUGGACAUCACUGGUGAGGGAACCGCCAGCGUCACUGGCUACUUCGAGGUCCAGAUCGUCGGCGGAAAACUUCUGCAUUCCAAAAAGAACGGCAAUGGCUACGUGGACACCCCAGAGAAGAUGAACCGCAUUGUGCAGGGGAUCAAGGACGCGCUGGCAGCUGCCUGCUGAGUGCUGAUCAUUCCCCGAAGCUGAUGUGAAACGGUGUGUCACGGUGAACAGUGACGUCACAGCCACAAUGACGUCAGCCGCAGAAAGCCCGGCUGGCGGCGGACCGAUGACGGGCUGAGGCGGCACUGGCUACCGGGGAAGCGCCGCUGCUUCAGCGAUUUUCAGACGAUUUUCUGUCCGAUCAUCCGUGUUUCUAAAGAUGUAACCGCAGACCUCAACAAGAUUCAAUGAUUUCAGAGUAAUUUGGUCCGUCUUUCACAACGUGAUUAGCCGUAAAUCAGUUUCCAAUUUAUUUGCAAUCGAGACAUUCAUGUGCCUGUGUUCUUCAUGAUAGCAAGUCUAUCCGCAUUUACGUAGUGAUUGCUUUACACAUCGAUUAGUUUCCGCAAUAAAUCGAAAGUUUGAUGUCA
Molecule: messenger RNA, 644 nt
Organism: Amphibalanus amphitrite
Lineage: Eukaryota; Metazoa; Arthropoda; Thecostraca; Balanomorpha; Balanidae
Product: selenoprotein W-like
Exons: 5
Coding region: 1-234 (77 amino acids)
Source: RefSeq, a predicted model, not a curated record